Messenger RNA from Bicyclus anynana (squinting bush brown), 778 nucleotides. It is a transcript of the gene Sec61beta, whose product is annotated as protein transport protein Sec61 subunit beta. The coding region runs from base 178 to 471 and encodes 97 amino acids. Gene Ontology annotation, biological process: intracellular protein transport. The transcript has 3 exons. The record is from RefSeq and is a predicted model, not a curated record. Gene Ontology annotation, cellular component: Sec61 translocon complex. NCBI's taxonomy places the organism in Eukaryota, Metazoa, Arthropoda, Insecta, Lepidoptera, Nymphalidae.
ACAACGUGUCAAUUUCAUUGUACGCGUUGCAAAGUCAAUCGCCAACUCAAAACUUGGUCUUGUAAAAAAAAACUAGUGGCGAGUGGCAAAUUUGUGUGCAGUGUUUUUAGUCUUAUCUCAUAGUUUAUUGAAUGAUUUUAAUUUUAAAUUACUGAAUACUUGUAUUAUCUAAACACGAUGCCUCCCGCUCCGAGCUCUACGUCGGUAGGUGCAGGAGGUCGGUCUCCUAGCAAGGCUACAUCAGCCCCACGGUCCUCUAGUGGCGGCACUGUAAGACAACGCAAAUCAACCACAACGACUACAGCAGCUAGAAAUCGUAGUACAGGUGCUGGAUCAGGUGGCAUGUGGCGCUUCUACACAGACGAUUCUCCUGGCGUUAAAGUAGGUCCUGUUCCAGUCUUAGUUAUGUCUCUUCUAUUCAUCGCCUCUGUGUUUAUGCUGCACAUUUGGGGAAAGUAUACAAGAGCAUGAAGUGGUUCCAAUUAUUUCCACAUAGAAAUUAUAAAUUAACUAUUAUAAUGUAAUAUAAACAUUUGUAAUGUAAGAGAGUGAAAGGUUAAUAUGUUAUGGUUAAUGAUUUUAUAUUGUAUACAUAGUAGGCCAUGCAAUACUACAAGUUCACAUGAAUAAAUUAUUACAAAGUAAAUACAAAUCACCAAUGAAAACUAUAAACCUGUAACCAGACUUGCUUGCUACUAGAAGUUUUGCAAGGCCUAAUUUAGUAGGUGCAUAAAUUUAAGUAAGUUAUUUUUUCUCCAAUAAAUUUAAGAUUUAUAAA